Seminavis robusta is the source of this 999-nucleotide messenger RNA. NCBI's taxonomy places the organism in Eukaryota, Bacillariophyta, Bacillariophyceae, Naviculales, Naviculaceae. The record is from the annotation of a GenBank genome assembly.
AUGGCAACAUCGUUAUCUCGACAAUGCUCCAUUGCGUCCUUGGUUCUGCUGCUACUGCUGUUGCUACCCAGCAACACUUGGUCUUUGGCAUCCAUUGCAAAGAAGCCCACUACUACUACUGCCACUACCACUACUACAGAAUCUUUGUUGUGGACGCCCGCCAAUAAUAAUAAUAAGGAAUUGGAACAACUGGAAUGGAAAUUACUCCGCCAAGUACGUCAAGUGGCCAAAGACUACGAAAUGCUGCAAGAUGGCGAUCACAUUAUGGUCUGUGUUUCGGGAGGCAAAGAUUCGGCAUCGCUGUUGGUAUUGUUGAUGAAACUGCAACAACACCUACAGACAAAAUUUCGAUUGACGGCCGUUCACGUCGAUCAAAAACAACCCGGCUAUAAUGGAACGUCGCUGGUAGAAUGGUUGCGGGAUGAUUUAAAGGUGGAUGAUUAUCGAAUUGUGGAAGAAGAUACCUAUUCCAUUGUCGUCAAUAAAACACAAGCCGACAAAUCGUUCUGCACACUCUGUUCGCGAUUGCGGCGCGGGAUUCUCUAUUCGACCGCACUCGAACUGGGAUGCAACAAAAUUGCACUGGGGCAUCAUGCCGAUGAUGCCCUCGAAACGUUGUUUUUAAAUAUGCUACAUGCCGGACAAAUCAAGGCCAUGCCGGCACGGUACACAUCCACGCGGGGAUCCUUGGCGGUAUUGCGACCCUUGAUUUCCUCCUUUGAAACUGAUUUGCAGACCUAUGCGACCCAACAACAAUUUCCGAUAUUACCCUGUAACCUCUGCUCGAAUCAAGCCGAUUUGCAACGACCGCAAAUCAAAUUGUUAUUGGCCACGUUGGAAUCGUCGUUUCGCAAUCCGCAAGCCAAACAGAAUUUAGUACGAUCGCUGGGCAAUAUUCGACCCAGUCACAUGUUGGAUCAAUCGUUGCGACAAGCGGUAGGAAUGGAUCCCAUUACCGGGGAAGAAGAAGAGGAAGGGGGAGAACAACAGGCUGUGUGA